GGUGGAGAGGCCCCGGUGGCCCACCCAAGAGCCACCUCUGUCCCCAGCCCGCUGGCCUCACUGAUGUCUGCCUGAGACCCAACAGUGCCCCCCGAGCUGCCCACUGCCGCCUCCUGGUCCCUGAGGAGCUCUGCAGAAGACGACUCCUUGGACAGCAGGUGGCUAACGGAAGCAGCCACAAGCCUCCGCCACAGCAUGGGCAGCGCCAGCCCAGGCCUGAGCAACGCGGCGUCCCCCGGUUGCCUGCUGCUGUCCUCAGAUGUGGCACUGCGGACAGGGCUGGAGAAGGCAGCAGCGUCGGGAGCAAUGGGCCCUGAGAAGCAGGAAUGGAGUCCCAGUCCCCCCGGCACCCCUGAGCAGGGUCUGUCUGCAUUCUACCUCUCCUACUUUAACAUGUACCCCGAAGACGGCAGCUGGGUCACCAAAAUCCCCGAGGCCGGUGCCGGGGAGGACCGCCCAGAGGAGCCAGAGCAGUGUCCAGUCAUUGACAGUCAGGCCUCCGGGAGCACGCUGGAUGAGCACUCUCUCGAGCAGGUGCAGUCCAUGGUGGUGGGCGAGGUCCUGAAAGAUAUCGAGACAGCAUGCAAGCUGCUGAACAUCACAGCAGACCCUGGGGACUGGAGCCCUGGUAACGUGCAGAAGUGGCUUCUGUGGACAGAGCACCAGUACCGGCUGCCUCCAGCGGGCAAGGCCUUCCAGGAGCUGGGCGGCAAGGAGCUGUGCGCCAUGUCGGAGGAGCAGUUCCGCCAGCGCGCGCCCUUGGGAGGGGAUGUCCUGCACGCCCACCUGGACAUCUGGAAGUCAGCGGCCUGGAUGAAGGAGAGGAGCUCGCCUGGGGCCCUUCACUACUGCGCCUCCACCAGCGAGGAGGGCUGGACGGAUGGUGAGGUGGAUUCGUCGUGCUCCGGGCAGCCCAUCCACCUGUGGCAGUUCCUCAAAGAACUGCUGCUCAAGCCUCACAGCUAUGGCCGCUUCAUCCGCUGGCUCAACAAGGAGAAAGGCAUCUUCAAAAUUGAGGACUCUGCCCAGGUGGCCCGGCUGUGGGGUGUGCGCAAGAACCGGCCGGCCAUGAACUACGAUAAACUGAGCCGCUCCAUCCGCCAGUAUUAUAAGAAGGGCAUCAUCCGCAAACCCGACAUCUCUCAGCGCCUCGUCUACCAGUUUGUGCAUCCGGUCUGAGAGCCACAAACUCCAGAGGCCUACAACCUGCCACAGGCAGCCACAACCUGCCACAGGCAGCCACAACCUGCCACAGGCAGCCACAGCCUGCCACAGGCAGCCACAACCUGCCACAGGCAGCCUCUCUCUGGAUGUCCUGGGCCUCUCUGCUCAAUCUGAAUCCAGGGGCUGCUGGUAUCCCAGAAUCCAAGGUCCCAGACAGACAGCCGCCACUGAUCUGGGAGUACACAUGAGUUCUCUGGGUCCCUCUUCAGGCUGUACAUGGGCCCCUGGAGAGUGAGGGAGCUAGGACCGUCCACAAACGGAGAACUCCCUCAGCCAGACUUGGACUGUGGAAAUCCCAGAGGAACCACCCACAGCACACAGGGAUUGGACCAAAUCAGCUCACAGGACAGUGAUGUCACUGGUCUCUGCUCCUGCCACCCAUCCCAUAUCCUACGUGGCAUGGUGCGAAGAGCUGUCUGCACCCUGCGCUGGGGGGGCCAGGGAUGCCCUAGGGAUGGAUAAUAAAGACAUAAGAUAACUGUCA
This is a messenger RNA of Apodemus sylvaticus (European woodmouse), 1708 nucleotides long. RefSeq names its product SAM pointed domain containing ETS transcription factor (gene Spdef). The record is from RefSeq and is a predicted model, not a curated record. Gene Ontology annotation, cellular component: nucleus. Gene Ontology annotation, biological process: cell differentiation; regulation of transcription by RNA polymerase II. The transcript has 6 exons. Lineage: Eukaryota; Metazoa; Chordata; Mammalia; Rodentia; Muridae. The coding region runs from base 196 to 1179 and encodes 327 amino acids. Gene Ontology annotation, molecular function: sequence-specific DNA binding; DNA-binding transcription factor activity, RNA polymerase II-specific.